UUUGUGCAGAUAUUACAAAAUCAAAUCAACAUAGAGCAUACAGCUCUGAAGCAGAUAUCAAUGGAGAAAGACAAAUGGAAUGUGAAAUUAUAGUUUUAUGAAUGUGUGAUGCGGUUAACACAGUGAACGACCAUAACCUUAUCAGUCUCGAUAUGAUAUUGGUUGAUGAAGAGGGAAAACUACUACAUGCAAGUAUCAGAAGGAAUCUGGCUCAGCGUUACCGACCUCUCUUAAAUGAAGGAUGCAUGUAUGUGAUAAAAAAUUUCAGUGUAGAGGAAUAUACAGGGAAGUAUCGUCAUGUACAUAACCCACAAAAAAUUCUUUUCACGUCAACAACAUCGGUCUCUAAAAUCGAUAGACUCUAUCAUUCAAUACCUGAAUACCAAUUUGAACUUGCUGAUUACGAAACAAUAGUUUCCCGUUGCCACAACACAACUUAUUUGACCGAUGUGAUUGGCAGAUUGGAAUUUAUUGGAAUCAUUGAGGAGAUCGAUUUAAAUGACCGUCUAACAAAAAUUCGAAAGAUUGGACUGUUGUUAGAAGAGAACAGAUAUGUGCAAAGAAAGUUGUGGGGAAAAACUGCAUUGCAGAUAGAUGAUGAUUUCUACAAAAGUGAUCGAGAUCCAUUCAUUGUAAUAGUUACUUCAACUAUUGUGAAAGCUUACAAAGGUGACUAUCAUGUAUCAUCCACAUGUGCAACAAAGCUCUAUGUCAACCUGGACAUUCCAGAGGUUACAAGAGUUCGAGACAAAUUGCACAACACAAUAAAAGGAUCACCUAGAGUAGCAGAUGGAGAACUUCCCCUACAUGAUAGAAAGACGAGAGCUGAAUUAAAGGACAUGGAAUGGAACUCAAAGACAGAGGUCAUAGUGGUGACAUGCCAAGCCAAAAUCUUUAAUGUCAAUAAUAGAUGCAGAUGGUAUUAUAAUGCAUGUCUUAAAUGCAAGAAAAAGGUCAAAAUGGUGUGA
Quercus robur (English oak) is the source of this 968-nucleotide messenger RNA. RefSeq lists its product as uncharacterized. Gene Ontology annotation, biological process: DNA repair; DNA replication; DNA recombination. Gene Ontology annotation, molecular function: DNA binding. Bases 102 to 968 code for a protein of 288 amino acids. The record is from RefSeq and is a predicted model, not a curated record. Gene Ontology annotation, cellular component: nucleus. Lineage: Eukaryota; Viridiplantae; Streptophyta; Magnoliopsida; Fagales; Fagaceae. The transcript is spliced from 7 exons.